Messenger RNA from Beauveria bassiana ARSEF 2860, 423 nucleotides. RefSeq names its product calcofluor white hypersensitive protein. The coding region runs from base 1 to 423 and encodes 140 amino acids. The record is from RefSeq and is a predicted model, not a curated record. Lineage: Eukaryota; Fungi; Ascomycota; Sordariomycetes; Hypocreales; Cordycipitaceae. The transcript is spliced from 3 exons.
AUGUCCAAGUCGCGCAUGCCCUUGAUCCUCGGCCUCGGUGCCGCCGGUGGUGUCGGCUACUACCUCUACAACUCUGGCGGCAACGCCAAGGCCGCCGAGAACAAGUUUGAGAGCGACCUUCACAAGGCCCGCGCCAAUAUCAGGUCGGCCAUUCCCGGCACGGGCUCGUCACCCGACGCCGAGAGAAAGCUUGAGACUGCCGCCUCCGAGGCUGGUGCCAAACUCGACAAGGCUGGUGCAAAGAUCGACAAGGCUUGGCAGAAGGCUGACCAGCAGGUCGGCCAGGCCAAGGAUCACGCCGAGGCCUACGUCAAGGACGCCAGAGCAGAGGCCCUCAAGGCCGUCGACAAGUUCGACAAGACAGUCGAAAACGGCGCCUCCAAGGCCAAGAGCGGAAUAUCUAGCUGGUUCGGUGGCAAAUAA